This is a messenger RNA of Actinia tenebrosa (Australian red waratah sea anemone), 1332 nucleotides long. RefSeq lists its product as uncharacterized. Gene Ontology annotation, cellular component: mitochondrion. Gene Ontology annotation, molecular function: ribosomal large subunit binding. Gene Ontology annotation, biological process: negative regulation of translation; negative regulation of ribosome biogenesis. NCBI's taxonomy places the organism in Eukaryota, Metazoa, Cnidaria, Anthozoa, Actiniaria, Actiniidae. The record is from RefSeq and is a predicted model, not a curated record.
ACAUGGCGGGUAAAACAUAAGAAGUUCUGUAGCGGUGUUUUUCUAUAUUUUUCAAGGUCUGCGUAUCCUCAUUCUUACUAAAACAUGUUUAAAUUUAAUCCUCUAAGAUGUUUGAACUUUACUGGUUCAAGAUUAGGAGAUUUAAGGCUUUCUUCUCGUCGCAUUUCUAUAUGUUUUACUGGAAUCAGUCUUACACGUGCUGAAGGACGACUCAAAACUCUCAAUAACACAAAUCAGCCAACUUUUAUUCCCAAAAAGAGUUUACAAACUCUGUACGUGAAGGGACAUGGAUCAAAAAUUAAGAAAAGAGACUGCUUUGAUAUCUUGAGUUCUUCAAAACACUUUCCUAAAGAAACGAAUUCAAUACACCAAGUCAAAAAGUUGAGGUAUUUUUCUUUGACUUCAAAAGAUGUACUUCCAGACGAGUCAACACAGGAAAAGGAAAAAUAUGAUUUUGAGGAUGAGAAUAUCGUAUAUAAAGACUCCAAAAAGUCAAAAAGAAUGUUUGGUCGUCAUGAGUAUGAGUUUGAUACGAAUGGAUAUUUAUCAGUAGAUGAUGUGGUGAAGUUUCUUCGUCAAGAAGCAGCUUUUGAUAUAUGUGUUAUAGAGUCUUCAGGAGCUAAAAGAGCAUAUGUGGAUUAUUUCAUAGUGGUCAGUGGUGUGUCUAAUAGACACAUAAGGGCAAUGUCUAAAAACCUUGAGCAACUGUUCAGAGGACGUAACGUCAGAGGUAUAUCCAAAAAUGGUCAUGUUACUGUGGAAGGUAUUGAGGGUGACAGCAAUUGGCUGGCUGUGGAUAUAGGAAAUAUGGCUGUACACUUCUUUUUGCCUGAGGUUCGUCAACUCUAUGAACUUGAGAAGCUGUGGACUUUGGGUCCAAAAUAUGAUGACCAAUACAAAGUAAUGCUUGAAGAAGAAGAAUUUCUGGAGGCUGUGUUUCUUGGUGAACAAACAAAAAGCCCAGACCAGGAGGACUAAAUUUAGUAGAUGACUUUGGAGGGUAAUUAAUAUUGUUUUCACUUUCUAAUUGUACAGCUUAUAAAGUCUUUCAGUUUUGGUAUUAUGUAUUCUCAUUUCCAAUCAAAAGUCGCUCUUUUGACAAAAUAAUAAUAUCCAUAUUAAUGUAUUUUGUCAAACAUAACUAAAUAAAAAAACAAUACUCAAGGGAAUGACAGGUGGUUUAAAACUGAAAGCAUUAUGUCCAAGCUGAAUGUGUCUGUUGAGACAUCAAAUUCGUAUUUUGGUAAGUCCAACUUUUCAAGUCUCAACUUUAAACAAAACAAUAGUGCUGAAGAGAAUGAAGAACAUGGAAAAAGAAAAGGUCAAUGACAA